Amborella trichopoda is the source of this 2657-nucleotide messenger RNA. RefSeq lists its product as uncharacterized. NCBI's taxonomy places the organism in Eukaryota, Viridiplantae, Streptophyta, Magnoliopsida, Amborellales, Amborellaceae. The record is from RefSeq and is a predicted model, not a curated record.
GUUGAAUGAACCGUGGGAUCGAUAAGGAGACGAGUCCAGAACAAGAGUCGAGAGGGAGUUUCGCUCGAUGUAGAGAGAGAGUUAGAGAGUGAUGUUGGUGACACAGAACUCCUCUCCUCCUCCUCUCCUUCUCUUUCAAGACGAAGACGACGACGACGAUUCCUUUGGCGAAUUCAAUUUCGCAUCCCCACCUGAUCCCUCUGAUGACUGGGGUGAUUUCGUUUUUACCCCUGCCGGAAAUGACGUCGCCCGGAAAACCAGUUCGCCGGAAUCUGGAAAGAUUCCGGCCAACGAGAUCCCUUGCCCUCCUUCGGUUAAAAGCCGCGAUGCAAUUCCUCUCUCUCUCUUUGGCCUACCUGAGCCUGAGCCUGAGCCUGAGCGCGAUGAUCUCAUCACCCCACUUCCUGAAUUUUCCCCCCAAAAUUCCAGCAAAUUUCAACAAAACUUCAGCGUUAAAUCCGGUUCUAUUGGCCUUCAAAGCCUCAUCGAUAGCCUCUACACUCAGGCUGAAAAAGUGGCCUCUAUAGCUUCAGAGGAUCGAAAAGAGCUUGAUCCAGUGAUUCAAUAUAGGGUUUCUGCUUCAAAUGGGGCUGAUUCCAGGGCUCUUGAUUCUGGGGUUUUGGAUUUUGGGGUUUCUGAGCUCGAUGGAUUUAAUUCAAGGUCUUUGGAUUCUGGGGUUUCUUUGUUUGAUGGGGUGAAUUCCAAGGUUUCAGAUUCUAGGGUUUCUUGGUCGAAUUCUAAGGCCUUGGUUUCUGAAUUAAACUCUGAGGUUUUUUAUUCUGGGGUGAAUUCUGACCCUCCAGAUUCUGCGGUUUCUGGGGUGAAUUCUAAGGCCUUGGGUUCUGGGAUGAACUCUGAGGCUUUGGGUUCUGGCUUGAAGUCUAAGGCUCAGGAUUCUGGGACUUCUCGCUUUGAGGUGAUGGAUUUUGGGGCUUCUUGGUCUAAUGGGGUGAAUUCUAGGGUUUUGGAUUCAGGGCUUUCAAAAUUGGAUACGAUGAAUUCUAUGGUAUUUGAUUCUGGGGUUUCUCAGAGCCGUGUGUUGCGUUCUGGGGUUUCUGAAUCUGGAAUGUCAUUGUUUGAUGGGGUGAAUUCAAGUGUUAUGGAAUCACGGGCAUUUGGUUCUGGAAUUUCAGGUCUCGAUGCCCCCUCUGUAGAUUGUAAUGGAGAUUUAGAUUCUGAAGAUUGGGAGUUUCAGGAUGCAUCUUCUUCUUCGAGCAAAGGAAUGCUGGAUUUUUUGGGCUUUUACAGUCGAUUGAAAGAAGAGACUCUUGUGAUGGCCCUUCAUCGCAUUGCUACUCUAGAGGCACGAAGAGUUGCUUCCGUUUCUGAUAGCACUGAGAUGGCAACUGCCCUAGAUGCAAAAAUUCAGGCUGCCAAGGAGAAACUGCAAUGGUCCUCUAAACAAGGCUCCCUUGAUCAGUAUCAGCUUGAGAAUGGUUAUCAAGACAUGCUUAAAAUCAUCCGUGAACCAUCAUUUCAAAUGUUUGAGGAAGAGUUUCACUUGUCAGAGAGAUUAUCGUUGGCAAAAGAGGAUCUGAGUCCAGCUAUAGAACUCUUUGACCAUGCAAUGUCCAUGUUAAGCAUCAUGAAAUUGGCAUCUGUAGUGGAUCAACCUACUUAUUUAGGCGUGUGGUCUAAAAUGAUUUCAGCAUGUGCCAAGGAGUUAAGGCAUGGUGCUGCUAUCUGGAGGAGGGCAUUGCAAGAAAAUGUUCACUCGUUACUCUUAGCCGAAACUCAAGGCAUGGAAUACUUUGUAGCCCUUGGAGAAGUUUACAGAGUAUCAGAAAUAUUGAGAGUAUCUUUGGAGGUUUACAAGCCUUGGGUACUAAUAAGUUCUUCCUUGGACAUGCCUUUGCAUUUGAAGGAAUGCUCAGCUGCAUGGAAAGAAUCUGGAGUGAGAGAAGCUCUUGGCAACAUCUUAGAACAUGCAGCUGUGGAAUAUGUUGGAAGGAUAAAGGCUCUGUUGGAAGCGAUUGAGUUUAUAGGAAAUAUGGAUAUUGUUGCUCUUCAAAAUCAUGCUUCAAGAGAGGGUCAAUUUUGCCAAUUGUCACUGUUGCCCUUUAACAUGAUACCAGGCCUGGAGCCAGUUGUUUGGAAUGGUCAGCAAUACUUUUUUCUCCAACUGGCAAAUUUGUGGGCAAAUCUCAUUUCUCCCGAGGCUCCACAGUUGCCCGCUUUAUGCUGUGGCUAAAUCUCAUUUGAACUGAAUGGCUAGAUUGUUGUCAUUCAUAACCAAAGCUAUAGGAUUUCAGCAAAGCUGCAUCAGCGAUUACAGAAACAACUAAGGGUUGUAUUCUUUAGAACGGUGGCAAAAGGCAAUGGAAAAGCUGGAUAUAUUGACACCUUUGGAGGUGGAGCAAAAUGUAUGCUCCAGGUUGCUUCAUUGACCCUCGGCAUGCAACACAGGCUGUGGAUUUACCGGUUUGGGCUGGUCGUAAUUUGUGCAGUCCUCGUAUAAUCUGGUUUCUAUGAUUGAGCUUGGUGUGUCCAUUUCAUGGACUUCUGAUUUUGUAGCUUUACUGUUCUGCAAAUUUCAUUCUUUGGAGGCGAAGCUAUGUUAGCCCCCAUUGUAGCAUUGAUGGUUUCUCAUGGUUAUUCAAUUUUUUGGUUAUUCAGUAAAAAAGUUGUUGAGGUUUCAUCUCGCUGAAUAACCAGCA